AUGACAGAUCGUGGUUCAUGUAUAUUUCCAGACUGCGAUGAAAUCCUUGCUUCCGGUUCCUACAAAGAGGCGGGAGCGUACCGGAUCUACCUAAACCAGUCGGAACACAUAGUGGUAUUCUGUGAUUUUGGGCUGGGCUUCGCCAACUACGUGAUUUCUAUUCAGAGGUACGGUCGGGUGAGUUUUGUGCAGAACUACUACAACUAUGAGCGGGGCUUCGGGAACGUUGUUGGAGGUGACGGUUGGCUCGGUCUACGGAACAUCAAGGCUCUAACAGACGCCGGUAACAACGUGCUAAUAGUGACGAUGCAGGACUGCAACAAUAUGAUUCAAACACUCGUCUGGAACCACUUCUCGCUUGGCUCCCCCGAGUCGCAAUAUCGUCUGUAUGUCAACGGUUACGCUUCCAGUAACAUGCUCCUUAAAGACCUGUGUAAAAACAACGGCAGGCCUUUCUCGACUUUCGAUAGACCGGAUGCAGACAACUGCGCUCUGCAGUUGCGCACCGGUUGGUGGUACAACUACUGCACGGACACAUUACCUACUGGGAAAUACGACCUAUGCGGUCCCUACACACCCCCGGGUGGAUUCUAUGACGGUCUGUUCUACAAUGACUGGCUCGGUCGGGGCUACUCACUGAAGUACUUCCGCAUGGUGCUUGCCCAUUUCUAG
Dreissena polymorpha is the source of this 672-nucleotide messenger RNA. RefSeq names its product fibrinogen-like protein 1. Lineage: Eukaryota; Metazoa; Mollusca; Bivalvia; Myida; Dreissenidae. The transcript is spliced from 3 exons. The record is from RefSeq and is a predicted model, not a curated record. The coding region runs from base 1 to 672 and encodes 223 amino acids.